AACUUUACCCAGAAGGAGACUGGCAGUGGUAUAAGUAGCCCAGUGUGCCAGCACAGGAGGUAUUCGACUGAGACGUCAGGCAGGAUGGCUCUCGCUGUGACCAUGAUCCUCUCCACAGUGCUGCUGCUGGUUCCAGCGCUUCUGGUUCAAGCAGAAUCGAGUGAAGCAAGAAGCAAGUGGUCUCCGAUUCAGUUGUCAGUGGAGAACGCCAUCGAAAGUACCCCUCCACUGAUCUUCAAAGGCUCUGUGCCCUACAGGGGAGUUCUUCUGGGGGCGAUGUUGAGAAUACAGCAAGAAAACUCAAAUUUCAGAUUUGAGACCAGGGAUGACAUCAACUACGGCCCCUACCUGGUGAGUGUGAACGGAGUGGCUGGGAACGACACGGCCCACACGUACUGGCAGCUCCUGAGGUACCCCAACAUGCCUCUGGACCGGGGAGUUGGGUGCUACAUUCCAGGGGAAAACGAGCACAUCAUCCUGAGAUUCACAACUUGGGAUUAGAGGAGACCACUGGAAUAAACUAACUGGGAGUCAGACUUUUCCCCUAAGUCUCUGCUGCAAGAUCAGCUCGCUAGAGAUGGAAGCAUUUCCUGACAGGGUCUUCCAGGCUGUCCAGCUCUAGAAUACAACUUUUAUUAUCCUGAAUGAUUUUAUGAAACCACUGAAGGUGUCCCAAUAAAGUCUAGAAUGAUUAAAACUCA
Molecule: messenger RNA, 701 nt
Organism: Lepisosteus oculatus (spotted gar)
Lineage: Eukaryota; Metazoa; Chordata; Actinopteri; Semionotiformes; Lepisosteidae
Product: transcobalamin-2-like
Biological process (GO): cobalamin transport
Molecular function (GO): cobalamin binding
Source: RefSeq, a predicted model, not a curated record